Messenger RNA from Geodia barretti, 1002 nucleotides. Lineage: Eukaryota; Metazoa; Porifera; Demospongiae; Tetractinellida; Geodiidae. The record is from the annotation of a GenBank genome assembly.
AUGGCAGUUUCAACAAUUGAGUGGGCAGAUGGCAGAAUUCGGAUGAUUGACCAGACGCUGUUGCCCAACGAAUUUAAGUACAUUUAUUGUGAUGAUCUCCCCUCAACUUGGGAGGCAAUUAAAUCCCUGCGUGUCCGAGGCGCGCCCGCUAUCGGAAUCGCUGGGGCAUUGGGCGCAGUACUCGGAAUUUGGAAUUCCGCCGCGAAAACCUAUGAGGCAUUCGCCGCUGAACUCAAAUCCGCUGCUGAUUAUCUCGUUGAUAGAAUCUCCCGCACUGCGGAAGAAAAUAGAUGCCUCCAAAUUCCUGAACUCAAAGAGGUGCUGCUCGCUGAGGCUUUGGAGAUUAUCGCUGAGGAUAAGGCGAUGUGCCGGGCUAUCGGACAACACGGCAUGGCGUUGCUGAACGAAAAUGACACCAUUUUGACGCACUGCAACGCUGGCGGAUUAGCCACAUCCGACUAUGGUACGGCGUUGGCUGUGAUGUUUAGCGCACACAAAGCCGGUAAGCAGAUCCAAGUUUACGCCGAUGAGACGCGUCCCCUGUUACAGGGCGCACGCCUCACGACUUGGGAACUCAUGCAAGCAGGUAUUGAUGUAACCCUUAUCUGUGAUAACAUGGCGGCACAGGUCAUGAAAGAGGGCAAAAUCCAAUGCGUUAUUGUCGGUGCCGAUCGGAUUGCUGCGAAUGGCGACACUGCUAACAAAAUCGGUACCUAUAAUGUCGCUAUCCUCGCAGAAGCACACGGCAUCCCCUUUUAUGUUGCUGCGCCAACUUCAACGCUGGACUUUGCCCUUGAAACCGGUGCGGAGAUUCCUAUUGAGCAGCGGGCGGCGGAAGAGGUAACAAAGGGCUUCGGAAAAUUAACCGCGCCUGAAGGUGUGAAAGUCUAUAGCCCCGCAUUUGAUGUCACACCUGCAGCGUUAGUCACAGCGAUUAUUACCGAAAAAGGCAUAGCACGCGCCCCUUACACGGAGAACCUGAAUGCUUUACGAGAUUCGUAA